AUGAGUCGCUAUAAAAAGGAAUUAUCUAAUAGAAUAAAAGACUUUCAUCCAAAUGGGUUGUAUCUAAGUGAUACUGACAUAGUUACGUGCAAAUAUUGCAACGUGCGUCUAGAUGGCAAUAAUACAGAUACACUGAAGAAACAUACGACGUCUUCUAACCAUUUAAAGAAGAAAACCAAGACUCAACUAGAGCCCUUUGGAACGAAAAGGCAGUCUACAAUUGUCGGCGGGUUUGAAGUGCAAAAGUGUGUUAAAAUGGAAAGAGAAACUUUUGCAGAAGAUACCGUAAAAAUGUGUUUGAAAAUUAACAUUCCCAUACAUAAACUGGAUCAUCCUGCUCUUCGCAAAUAUUUGAAUAAAUAUGUGCCCGAUUCAGAUAACCUCCCUUUUGGCGAUACUUUGAGACGUAAAUAUGUGCCACUGUGCGGUAUUGCGGAGAAAGAAAAAAACAAGGAGAACCUAAAAAAUCAGCUUGUAGUAGGCGAUAAAACAUCCGACACUCAAGGAAGAUGUGUUUUUACAGUCUUAUUUAAAACUGUAAAUGCAGAACCAGAACAGUCUUGCUUUUUAGCAAGUGUAUAUUUUUUACACGCUGCCAAUGGUUCCACUUGCUCACAAGCCAUCAUAGACACCUUGAAAGCUUACGACAUCGACUACUCUCAAGUGCAUGGAUUAGUAUCAGACUUUGCAUAUUUUAACAUGCUAAAAAUACUGAUUGGUUACCAUAUUUUACACUACCAAUGUUGGGCACAUAAAGUGAAUCUCGUAGGUGAUAUCUUUGUUAAAGAGUUUAAAGAACUGAAUACGAUUGGAAUUCUUGGUUCAAAUCUGUAAUCUAUUUAAGCGAAUAUGUGGAG
Messenger RNA from Psylliodes chrysocephalus, 857 nucleotides. Lineage: Eukaryota; Metazoa; Arthropoda; Insecta; Coleoptera; Chrysomelidae. The record is from the annotation of a GenBank genome assembly.